Molecule: messenger RNA, 2631 nt
Organism: Malus domestica (apple)
Lineage: Eukaryota; Viridiplantae; Streptophyta; Magnoliopsida; Rosales; Rosaceae
Source: RefSeq, a predicted model, not a curated record
AUGAUUAUAAAGUUAAAGGAUGGUGAAGAUUGUUGGGUGGAGAAUCCCAACCAUAUUAGGAAGCUGGUUGACGAUCACUUUCUGAAUGUUUUCAAAUCGGGGGGACCUCGGGACUGGGGAAACUUGCUGGAAGGCAUACAUAGUAGUGUUACUGUUGAUAUGAAUCUGGCUCUCAUGGAGUCGGUUUCCAUGGAGGAAAUUAAAGAAGCUGCUCUCCAAAUGGGGGGUUUCAAAGCGCCAGGUCCGGAUGGCUUUCAGGGGAUUUUCUACAGGUCUUUUUGGGACAUUGUUGUGGAAGAUGUCAACAAUCUGGUGAGGUCUUUUCUGCGUGAUGAGAUCAGCCCGACGGAGAUAAAUAACACCCAUAUUGUGUUGCUCCCUAAGAUUCCGAACCCUGAAUCUGUGUCUCAUUUCCGACCUAUAAGCCUAUGCAAUUAUUCUUACAAGGUGCUAUCCAAGGUUCUGGCAAUAAAAUUAAAGAUCCUUCUACCGCAGAUUAUUUCUCCUACUCAGAAUGCUUUUGUGGCAGGAAGACAGAUACAAGAUAAUAUCGGGAUCACUCAUGAUGUGUUUCAUUAUCUGAAAGGGCGCAAGUUAAAAAAUAAGUUUGAGUUGGGUAUUAAAGUUGACAUGCAAAAAGCUUAUGAUAGAGUUGAAUGGGACUUCCUCGAGGCGACUAUGGAAAAAAUGGGGUUCUGCAGCCAGUGGAGGAAACUUAUCAUGGGAUGUGUGACUUCUGUCAAGUUUGCUGUCAUUCUCAACGGGCAUCCCGGCAACAAGUUUGCCCCUUCUCGAGGCCUUCGGCAGGGCGACCCUCUAUCUCCGUAUUUGUUCCUUCUAAUUGGAGAAGUGUUAUCCAGAUUGAUCCAAGCUGCGGUGGAAAAAAAGUCUUUGGACGGUAUCAAGUUGGGAAUCACAGGGCCGGUUCUUUCUCAUAUUUUCUUUGCUGAUGAUAUGUUAAUUUUUUUGAGGGCUAAUGAGAAAAAUUGCAGGAAUCUUGUAAAUCUCCUUAAGGCUUUCUGUGCUGCCUCGGUGCAGGAAGUUAACCUGCAAAAGUCCAGUGUUUUCUUUGGAGCGAAUACUUCGGUGAGGGUUUCUGAGGAGCUGGGAUCUAUUCUGGGCAUGCCGAUUCUUGACAACCCGGGGUCAUAUUUGGGUGUCCCGGCCUGUUGGGGACGCUCAAAGAAGCAGGGUCUCGCUUAUGUGAAGGGUCGUAUUAUUGAGAAACUUCAAGGGUGGAAGCAAUGUACUCUGUCGAAGGCGGGCAAGGAGGUUCUCAUCAAGGUGGUUGUCCAAGCUGUUCCUGCUUAUCCAAUGAAUCUUUUCAAAUUUCCGGCUGUGGGAACUCACUGGCAAAUUAUGGUUGGUCAGGAUGUGAGAGUUUGGGUUGACUGCUGGUUACCCUCCAUUCCUUCGGGGCGCCCUUUUCCGCUGGGUGAGGUUGUGGUGACUAGAAACCUACGUGUUAGCUCUCUAAUUUGUCCGCAAUCUCGGGAUUGGGAUUUAUCCUUUCUGAUUCUCUUCCUUUCUGUGGCUGAUCAAGGGGCAAUUGAAGGUACGCCUAUUGGAGAUAUUAGUAGAAGUGAUAGAUUGAUUUGGGCUGCAACCAAAAAUGGUAAGUACACGGUAAAAUCUGGGUAUAGAUGGGUGCAAUCUCGGUCUCUGAGUGCGAGAGAUCAUCGCCUACCUCAUGUUCGAUCCAUCCCGGAGAAGUUGUGGAAUUGUAUAUGGAAGAUCGAUGUUCAACCUAAGAUACGCCAUUUUUUAUGGAACUCUCUGCACAAUAUUCUGGCUACUAAUGCGAAUCUGUACAGGAGGCGGUCUACCACUUCCCCCACCUGUCCUAUCUGCUUGUGUGAUGAUGAAUCUGUUGAGCAUUUGUUCCUUCUCUGUCCAUGGGUUCAAGCUGUAUGGUUUGGUGGGGCUUUGAGUUAUAGGAUUAACAGGCUGGCUAUUAACUCUUGGAUUAGUUGGCUACAUGCUAUUGUUAAUCCUGAUAUUGGUAAUCGUUCUGAGUUGUUAUGGACCCAAAGAUUGGUGGCUUAUACUUGUUGGCAUAUUUGGAAGGCCAUGUGUGCUUUUGUGUUUAAUAAGGUGCGUAUCAACCUUGUAAAUGUUGUUCUGGCCAUUUCUAAUUCUGUGGGGUCUUUCCUGGCUGUUUCCUGUGUCUCUGAAGUUGAUCGCUGGUUCAAGACGUCUUGCUCGGGUUUUGUGGGAGUGGUUUUACGCGACGCUGAGGCUCAUUUCAUUGCGGCUGCUCAUUACCACAUUCGGGCCCCCUGUGCUGCAGCUGCCGAAGCUAUGGCUUUGCUGCGGGGCUAUGAACUGGGUGCAUCUUUGGGUCUAUCUGAGGUUAUUCUGGAAUCUGACUCUUCCGAGAUGAUUUCUUGCCUUUCAAAUUCUAUAGAGAAUGACAGUUGGGAGGCUAUUCCUACUUUAGCAAGAGUAAAGCUCUUUGGGGAAACCUUCCAGAACUGUCGCUGGUCUUGUGUUCCAAGAACAGCCAAUACGGCGGCAGAUGCUCUUACGUCGCGUGAUUGUGCGGAGCUGUGUGAUGUUGUUUGGGUCGAUAGGCCUCAAUCUUCGCUUGUUUUCGUGUUAAAUAAUGAUGGUCUUCCGUGUCCACAUUAG